Ochotona princeps (American pika) is the source of this 1505-nucleotide messenger RNA. It is a transcript of the gene YIPF3, whose product is annotated as Yip1 domain family member 3. NCBI's taxonomy places the organism in Eukaryota, Metazoa, Chordata, Mammalia, Lagomorpha, Ochotonidae. The transcript is spliced from 9 exons. The record is from RefSeq and is a predicted model, not a curated record. The coding region runs from base 119 to 1162 and encodes 347 amino acids. Gene Ontology annotation, cellular component: Golgi apparatus.
CCGUGUGGUCGCCCUCGUCCCCGGACGUCUCUGCCGUCCUCCGGCCCGCUGCUGCCCACUCUCCCUCGGCUCGCGGGGCCAGCGGCGCGGCUUUCCGCGACGGGAGCCCUCCAGGGACAUGGCAGCCACGGCGGCGCCGGCCGGCGGCGCUCGAAACGGGGCAGGCCCGGAAUGGGCAGGGUUCGAAGAAAACAUGCAGGGCGCGGGCUCGGCCGUGAUCGACAUGGAGAACAUGGAUGACACCUCGGGCUCCAGCUUUGAGGACAUGGGCGAGCUGCAUCAGCGCCUGCGCGAGGAAGAAGUGGACGCCGAUGCGGCCGCCGCGGAGGAAGAAGAGGGCGAGUUCUUGGGCAUGAAGGGCUUCAAGGGACAGCUGAGCCGGCAAGUGGCUGACCAGAUGUGGCAGGCGGGGAAGAGACAAGCUUCCAGAGCAUUCAGCCUGUACGCCAACAUCGACAUCCUGAGACCUUACUUCGAUGUGGAGCCCGCCCAGGUGCGCAGCAGGCUCCUGGAGUCCAUGAUCCCCAUCAAGAUGGUCAACUUCCCCCAGAAAAUCGCCGGUGAGCUCUACGGCCCUCUCAUGCUGGUCUUCACACUAGUCGCCAUCCUCCUCCAUGGGAUGAAGACAUCUGACACCAUCAUUCGGGAGGGCACCCUAAUGGGCACCGCCAUUGGCACCUGCUUCGGCUAUUGGCUGGGUGUCUCGUCUUUCAUUUACUUCCUUGCCUACCUGUGCAACGCCCAGAUCACCAUGUUGCAGAUGUUGGCACUGCUGGGCUACGGCCUCUUCGGGCACUGCAUUGUCCUGUUCAUCACCUACAACAUCCACCUGCAUGCCCUCUUCUACCUCUUCUGGCUGCUGGUUGGGGGGCUGUCCACCCUGCGCAUGGUGGCAGUGUUGGUGUCCCGGACAGUGGGUCCCACCCAGCGGUUACUCCUCUGUGGCACCCUGGCAGCCCUGCACAUGCUCUUCCUGCUGUAUCUGCAUUUUGCCUACCAUAAAGUGGUGGAGGGCAUCCUGGACACACUGGAGGGCCCCAAUGUCCCACCCAUCCAGAGAGUCCCCAGGGACAUCCCUGAUGCUCUGCCUGCGGCCAAGCUUCCUGUUGCUGUGCUCAACGCCACAGCCAAGGCCGUGGCUGUGACCCUGCAGUCACAGUGACCCUGACCGCAGUCCUUGGCCAGCUGGUUCUCCUCUGGACGUGGAGUGGAGGAAGAUGAAAGAACGGCACCGAUGACACAUGUCUUUUUGAUGGGCUGUGCAGCUGCUGCUGAAGCCGGAGCUGCCCAAGUACCCCCCUGACACUUGGCAGGGCUUCUGGAGGGCACAAGGCUGGGCACUUCUGGCCAGGACUGCCAGGCCAUGCAUCCAGUGCAUUAAGUGGGGCAGCCCCUCCAAGGCCCUCCCCACCCACUCCACCUCCCUCCUCAGUGCUCCCACUUUGUUCUGCUAAAUAUAGACUGGUAAUUAAAACACUGAUUAAAGUCUGGAACUGUGGCUGCCA